Hipposideros armiger (great roundleaf bat) is the source of this 5820-nucleotide messenger RNA. RefSeq names its product Cl-/H+ antiporter 6 (gene CLCN6). Gene Ontology annotation, molecular function: voltage-gated chloride channel activity. Gene Ontology annotation, cellular component: intracellular membrane-bounded organelle; lysosomal membrane. The coding region runs from base 181 to 2793 and encodes 870 amino acids. Gene Ontology annotation, biological process: chloride transport; transmembrane transport. The transcript is spliced from 23 exons. The record is from RefSeq and is a predicted model, not a curated record. Lineage: Eukaryota; Metazoa; Chordata; Mammalia; Chiroptera; Hipposideridae.
AAGCCUUCCUACCAUCGUCAUGUGAUGCGGGCCCUCGCCCCACCCGUCUGCAGCCACUCUGUGUCUCCAUCCCCAAGCUCGAGAGGGCCACGUGACCCUCCCAGGGCCAGUCACGUGAGGCGCGGAUCCCGGGUGGGAGGGGGUUGGCCCUGGGGUCUGGAGUGGCAGUAAAGGAGGACGAUGGCGGGGUGCAGGGGGUCCCUGUGCUGCUGCUGCAGGUGGUGCUGCUGCUGCGGUGAGCGUGAGACCCGCACCCCGGAGGAGCUGACCAUCCUUGGAGAAACUCAGGAGGAGGAGGAUGAGAUCCUUCCAAGGAAAGACUACGAGAGUUUGGAUUAUGAUCGUUGUAUCAAUGACCCUUACCUGGAAGUUUUGGAGACGAUGGAUAAUAAGAAAGGUCGAAGGUAUGAGGCGGUGAAAUGGAUGGUGGUGUUUGCCAUCGGAGUCUGCACUGGGCUGGUGGGCCUCUUCGUGGACUUUUUCGUGCGCCUCUUCACCCAGCUGAAGUUUGGAGUGGUACAGACAUCGGUGGAGGAAUGCAGCGAGAAAGGCUGCCUGGCCCUGUCCCUCCUUGAACUCUUGGGUUUCAACUUGACCUUUGUCUUCUUGGGGAGCCUUCUUGUCCUCAUUGAGCCAGUGGCAGCAGGUUCUGGAAUACCCGAGAUCAAAUGCUAUCUGAACGGCGUGAAGGUGCCUGGAAUUGUCCGUCUCCGGACCCUGCUCUGCAAAGCCUUCGGAGUGCUGUUUAGCGUGGCCGGAGGGCUCUUCGUGGGGAAGGAAGGCCCCAUGAUCCACAGUGGAGCGGUGGUGGGAGCUGGCCUCCCUCAGUUUCAGAGCAUCUCCUUACGGAAAAUCCAGAUUAACUUCCCCUACUUCCGAAGUGACAGAGACAAGCGGGACUUCGUAUCAGCAGGGGCGGCUGCCGGCGUCGCUGCAGCUUUUGGGGCUCCCAUCGGGGGGACCUUGUUCAGUCUGGAGGAGGGCUCAUCCUUCUGGAACCAAGGGCUCACGUGGAAAGUGCUCUUUUGUUCCAUGUCUGCCACCUUCACCCUCAACUUCUUUCGUUCUGGGAUUCAGUUUGGAAGUUGGGGCUCCUUUCAGCUCCCUGGAUUACUGAAUUUCGGCGAGUUUAAGUGCUCUGACUCUGAUAAAAAAUGUCAUCUCUGGACAGCUAUGGAUUUGGGUUUCUUCGUCGUGAUGGGGGUCAUUGGGGGCCUCCUGGGAGCCACAUUCAACUGCCUGAACAAGAGGCUUGCAAAGUACCGUAUGCGAAACGUGCACCCGAAACCUAAGCUCGUCAGAGUCUUAGAGAGCCUCUUGGUGUCCCUGGUAACCACCGUGGUGGUGUUUAUGGCCUCGAUGGUGUUAGGAGAAUGCCGCCAGAUGUCGCCUUCGAGUCAAGGCGGUAACGACUCGUUCCUGCUCCAGGUCACAUCAGAAGAUGUGAAUUCAAGUAUCAAGACCUUUUUUUGCCCGAAUGAGACCUACAAUGACAUGGCCACGCUCUUCUUCAAUCCGCAGGAGUCUGCCAUUCUUCAGCUCUUCCACCAGGACGGUACCUUCAGCCCCAUCACUUUGGCCUUGUUCUUCAUCCUCUAUUUCUUGCUUGCAUGUUGGACUUACGGCAUUUCCGUUCCAAGCGGCCUUUUUGUCCCUUCUCUCCUGUGUGGAGCUGCCUUUGGACGUUUAGUUGCCAAUGUCCUCAAAAGCUACAUUGGAUUGGGCCAUAUCUAUUCAGGGACCUUUGCUCUGGUUGGUGCAGCAGCUUUCUUGGGUGGGGUCGUCCGAAUGACCAUCAGUCUCACGGUCAUCCUGAUUGAAUCUACCAAUGAGAUCACCUAUGGGCUUCCCAUUAUGAUCACUCUGAUGGUGGCCAAAUGGACAGGGGAUUUUUUCAAUAAGGGCAUUUACGAUAUCCACGUGGGCCUGCGGGGAGUGCCGCUUCUGGAAUGGGAGACAGAGGUGGAGAUGGACAAGCUGAGAGCCAGUGACGUCAUGGAGCCGAACCUGACCUACGUGUACCCGCACACCCGCAUCCAGUCUCUGGUCAGCAUCCUGCGCACCACGGUCCACCAUGCCUUCCCGGUGGUGACCGAGAACCGGGGCAACGAGAAGGAGUUCAUGAAGGGCAACCAGCUCAUCAGUAACAACAUCAAAUUCAAGAAAUCCAGCAUCCUCACCCGAGCCGGCGAGCAGCGCAGACGCAGCCAAUCCAUGAAGUCCUACCCGUCCAGCGAGCUGCGGCACAUGUGUGACGAACACGUCACCUCCGAGGAGCCCGCCGAGAAGGAGGACCUCCUGCAGCAGAUGCUUGAGCGGAGAUACACUCCCUACCCCAACCUAUACCCUGACCAGUCCCCAAGUGAAGACUGGACCAUGGAGGAACGCUUCCGCCCUCUGACCUUCCACGGCCUGAUCCUUCGGUCUCAGCUUGUCACCCUGCUCGUCCGAGGAGUUUGUUAUUCCGAAAGUCAGUCGAGCGCCAGCCAGCCGCGUCUCUCCUACGCCGAGAUGGCAGAGGACUACCCGCGGUACCCUGACAUCCACGACCUGGACCUGACGCUGCUGAACCCGCGGAUGAUUGUGGACGUCACCCCGUACAUGAACCCUUCGCCCUUCACGGUGUCACCUAACACGCACGUCUCCCAAGUUUUCAACCUGUUCAGAACGAUGGGCCUGCGGCACUUGCCGGUGGUGAAUGCGGUGGGAGAGAUCGUUGGGAUCAUUACCCGACACAACCUGACGUACGAAUUUCUGCAGGCCCGACUGCGGCAGCACUACCAGACCAUCUGAGGGCUCAGCUCGGCCCCACUGCCACGGGCCAGCCCACCCUCUCCUGGAGUGGCCCGGGGAGACGGCUCAGCUCGCUCACGCUCUGCCACCACGGCUGGCUGGGGCUGGCCCGGGGCGCACAAGACUCCCGGUCACCCACUCGCUCAGAAAGCCUACAAUCAUCUAACGCUUUGCUGGUCAGAGAUGCUGGGGAUGGUACUGAACCAUCAGAGUUCGGACUUGUCUGACUUUCUCAGCAAGUAUCUUCCUGUUUCCUGCUCCCCGAGUUCCUACCAUCCAGUGUUGGCACCAACCCAGGCCCCUCCACCCCGCUAGCGCCAGAGCCGAAGAGGGAAAUCAGGCCUCACACCCACUGGCGGGCAACACCCAGAGCAGUGUCCCAGCCCCCUCUUUGCUGCUUUCCUGGGGAACCCAGCUGUUGCCUUACACCACGACGGGAGGGACUGUGGCCAGGACAAACACUGGGGGAAUGCCAGUUGCAAAAUUGAGUUACUAAAUUCAGGAACUGGGCACUGAGAAAAUGACCCAUGUUUCAGGGAGGCCUCCCUUCUUUGGGACUCAGCUCAACAUCUGCCACAUUUCAUUUUAUGGGAAACGUCCUGCUUCCGGGGUGUGAGCUCUGGUGCUCUGGUCUAGCCCCCGUGGUUUCAGUCUCCUUAGAACCACCACCUUCCAGAAGCACAAAGCAUUAAAAUCCCACGAAGAUGCUGAACAAUAAAUCUGACAAUAGAGUCAGGUUUAUAUCUGCCCUGGUUUUUAACAUUUUUAGCUUUCUCUCCAUUUCCCAAAUUACAUGGUCUCCUAGUGACGCGUUUGACCCUGAUUUGUCCCUGCUCCUUUUCACCUCCACUGAGUUACUACACUUAAGUUUUUACCUGCGUCUUCCCGGUAAGGCAGCCACAGUUCAGACGAUCUUGGCGGCACCCCCCCCCCCCAUCCUCCCCCAAGUUAACUAAAAGCAGGGCACCCUUAGAUAAAACUGCCUGGCUCUGGGAAUAGUACAGCUGUUUCUAGGAUGGAAAGGAGUGAGCUCGGAGCCAGCGACCACUAAGGUAUGUGAUGUGACUUGAAAAGCCAGAGUGUUGCGAUAAAGCAGAUGGUUUAUUCGAGGAGAAGAGGGUCUGCCCUUCACAAACGCCUCUCGCUUCCCUGCCUACAUCCCCAGCCUUCUGAGAGGCUCAGAAAUGGGAAAGUCAGGAGGGCCUGCCGCGCUGCGGGCGGCUGUGGUGGGGACGGGGAGGGGCCUCCUGCCAGCACGUGCCCCAGGGCUUCUGCAUCAAACAGGAAGUGACUUCGUUUCUCUCCAGGCUGGCUGGUCAUCCCUCUCCGCACAGGCACCCAAAGUGAACAUUUGGGUGUCGGGCGUUUGCACUUAACUUUCCUCUUACUCUGCUCUUUCCAUGUUUAUCAGAAUCCUAGGCCCAUCAGGCAACACUGUGGCAGAUGUGCUUUGGGACUCAUGGUGGCAUUUCAUUUGCAUUUAGUUUUUAGUUUAUUGUUUUUGGUUUUUUUAACCAUGGAAGUUGCCUGAGGGCAUCAGUGCCUGGCGCUGGCAACACGGUUCUCUCACCCUCAGCCUCCUGCUGACUUCAGAUGCCAGACCCUUUGGGCUGAGGGUGGGUGUCAGUCCCACCUUGCCGGCUCAGGUCGUGUGCUCAACACACACGAGGGAAUAAUAAUCCCACUUGAUCGAGGCAGCCGCUUCAGGAUCUUUUCCAAGAGACUGUGGGGCCCCCUCCGUUCCUCCCAUCUUAUCUCUUAGACCAAAAGGACUUUGACGUCGUAAGUGUUUCAGCCCUGGAUGUGCUUGAUUUGUGAGAUGUGGAUGAAACUCCCAGUAAGUCACAAGGACCAAGAAGGCAAGCCCUGCGAAAUGUGAUUGUGUUCCACCAGCUGCCACUUUAUUUUCAAGCGGCGUUUAGAGCUUGGCCACAUUACUUCUUUUAUGAAGAAGGAAACCAAUUGUACCAGUCAGGACAGUGGUGUGACUGCCCGUUCAUCUCCAAACUUAAUCAAUCUCCUCUUCCCAGCCCUCGCUGAAAUGGGCAGAACUGAAGUCCUGCAGGAGGACCUCUGGCCUGCAGGGGUCUGGGUCACCAGCCGCUGGCCUCAGGGCUGCCUGGGUGAACGUUGUUGGAAUUUAUCCCUCGUGCACACAGCGUUGCUCUUAAGUCACCAGAUGUUUUGUUCCCAUCCGCGUAGCCCAGAGAUAGUCCGCAGAAUGCAAAUGGCUUCCUCGCCCUGAACUGACUGGUUGGCUGCCAAAUAGGACCCAAACCCAGGCCCCUUUGGAAAGGCACAUUGUUUCCUGUCCUCUGUUGACGUCUGUCCUUAUCAGAUAAGCCCAAAGACAACCACUGCUCCACUUGUAACAAACUAACUGGAAGCAUCGCUCCUUUGAUUUCUGUUAGAAACCUGCAUUUUCAGCAUCUCACCUGCUACCAGCCCCAUGGCCUCCCAGUGAUAUGGAGGGCCACAGACAAACUCCACACAGGGGCUCUGGGUUUGGCAAGAGGUGUGUGUGUUUUGUCCCCAGCUUGGUGUUUCAUGGUUCCCCAGCCAAAGGGAUGGGGGAGUGGGGAGCAGGAGUCCCCCCUGGGAGACUCCUUUGCACCCUAGGGGAUGAUUUGCUCAUGACCUUGUUUAAUGAAUGGUUCCUGGCUGGAAUAGACGCUUGCUUGACCCAACCGACCAUAUGAUGUUUCUGAUGCAGAAUUGCACCCUGACAAAGCCCUUGGUGAUAAGAAAGCCUCCAGAAGGGCCAGAAGUGCCCUCCUGGGCCCGCAGUAUUGAUGUGCAGCCAGUGUUGCCCCACAGCCCCUGUGGGACUUGGUCGUUUUGACAGUAGCAGCUUUGUUUUUUCUGUUUGCUCUGUUCGUUUAUGUGAUAAUGUUAACUAAUUCCACUGUAUAUAAAUUGUAUUUUUUUUAAUUUGUAAAAUUCUAUUUUUAUUUGAAUUUUUGGAAUUUUGGAAGUUCUCAUUGUAACCUUAACAUGUCAAUAAAACAUCUCCAUCUGUCUCCUUUA